Molecule: messenger RNA, 1673 nt
Organism: Vitis vinifera (wine grape)
Lineage: Eukaryota; Viridiplantae; Streptophyta; Magnoliopsida; Vitales; Vitaceae
Product: VQ motif-containing protein 9
Exons: 1
Coding region: 388-1395 (335 amino acids)
Source: RefSeq, a predicted model, not a curated record
UGUAGGUGUAGAGAGAGAGAGAGAGAGCUUUUUAGUUUUUAUUAUGGGGCAGUGUCAUGUCUGUUUUAUUUUCUAUUCUUUUUACGCUUAAAAAUGAAGGCAAAGCAAAACCAAAUCAGAGACAGACAGAUUCGUUCUUUUCCGUCAAUGUAGAUGGGAAUGAGUUUGAGCAACAGUAAUUAAUUUGUGAAAUAAACAUGGAUGAGGCUUAAAAUAGAAUAACAUGGGGUGGGGAUGACGGAUGAGAGAGUCCCCACACACCGACCCUCUUAAGUCUGCGAGAUAAGAAGACCUGAGAGCCCUGAGAGACCCCCCACUACCUCGUCGCAUACAGAGAGAGAGAGAGAGAGAUCUCUAGAGAUAGAGAGAGAUAGAGAGGUGGAAAUAAUGGAUAAAAGCUGUCAUUCCUCUGGUGACUCUACCAUCACUACUAAUACCAGCAGUAGCACUAGUAGCAGCAGCAGAGAUCACUACCUCAAACACCUCAAUAAAAUUUCUCACAAGAUCUCUAAACCCAUCAUCAGAAGACCUACUAUUGAUCAUCCCAAUCACCAUCAAUAUCACCACCCACCUCCACAGCCACAGCCUCAGCCUCAGCCUCAGUCUCAGCCUCAGCCACAGCAGCAGGGUCUGCAGCAGCAGCAGCAGCAACAGCAUCAGCCGCCGGUUUACAACAUCAAUAAGAAUGAUUUCAGGGAUGUUGUUCAGAAGCUCACCGGGUCUCCCGCUCACGAGCGCUUCUCUACACCCCCACCCAUACAGCCACCUAAACCCCAAAGCUCUCGCCUUCAACGAAUCCGUCCCCCCCCUCUGGCCCAUGUUAGCAACCGCCCUCCUCUCGUUCAAGUUAGCAACCGCCCCCCUCACAUGCUCAAUAGCGCUGUUCCCCCACCACCCGCCUCCACCCUAAACCCUAACAACCCAAUCAACAAUUCCGUCGGCACCUUCGCCGUCCCUGGAUGCACUUUCGGCAACAACGGACGACAGGUCUCGCCUCUAUCGCCUCUACCCCCAUUCCCAGCUGUCCAUGCGGCUGCAGAAUCGCCGAUCUCCGCCUACAUGAGGUUAUUUCAAACCGCCGAUUCCGAUCCAAAACGCUUACCAGGAUUUUCACCUUUAGCUCCAUUGGUGUCGCCGCGUUGGACCAAUCCCGCACCACCGCCGCAUCAAACGGGAAUACCGCCUCCGCCUACCUCGACAAUGACAUCGAAUUCGUCACAGUUCGGGAUGCCCUCAUCACCACUGCCUUUUGGGUGCUUGCCAUCACCAAGGUCACCGUACCCUCUACUUUCCCCAAGUUUACUGUUUUCGCCCUCGGCAGGUCAAUUGGGGUUUCCGCAGUUCCCUCUCUCGCCAAGGUUGCCUGUGCCAAGCCCUAGAUGGAGAGAUAUUUGAGCAGGUAAAAGCCUUAUACACCAAACGUCUUCGUUUCAGGGCUUACUCUUAUUUGGGGAUUUUCAUACUUAUCUGUAUAUUUGAGUGGCUGUUGGAGUUAAAAGAGAUCUAACACCAGUUAAUUAGAGUUUGUUCUGUAAAUGGAUGUCAAAAGAAUUGACCAAAAAAAAAAAACAAUUAGUAUUUUCUUGAACAUUGGGGGGGAAAGAUAGUGAAAUGUUUAAUGUUUUGAAUUUUAGGGAAUGAUGUUGUUAUUAUUUAUCAAUUACUUGUGCAAA